GUUGCUAUGGCUAUUCCGUGGAAUAUUCGCGGGUCAGCUUCCCAGAUCUUGUUUCGAGAGAAGAGAUCAUCCCAAUACCAAGCCUUGCUUGCAUUAGCGGACGUGCCCCACCCAGAUCGGUCUCUACUAGGCGGGUUUGUCAAUGAUGCUUCCAACCCCGAAAAAAGCAGCGAAAUACUUCCUUCAUAUGACCUCCAUGGAGGAUGGCUGCGGCCGACGUUGGCGACCUCACUGUCAAGUGAAGCCAAGACGCUUGUUUUUGAAAGGGAUGCCGGUCGCUGCUGUCUUACACGUACUCUGUUCAAGUCGCCCUUGGAUCGUGAUCUAGUAUUCGUUCACAUAAUCUCGCCUUACGUCUUGUCCGACCCAGAUCUUUCAGAAGAAACUGCUCUUUAUGAGAUGCUGAGCAGCUUUCUAUCCGAAGAACUGAUGGAGGCCAUAAGAAAAGCCCAAGGCGAGCAGCCUGAGAAGCUUGAUAAUAUCUGCUUGUUGUCGAAGCAAGCCUUCCAUGCCUUGAAGACAGGAGACGUCUUUCUUACGUCCCAAAGCUGGAGCAAUUCUCCUGACAAAAAGCAGCAACAAACCGUAAUACACCUCGAGAGCGGAACCCCGCAAUUGGCACCUAUUGUUAGCGAAGACCUUAUCCAUGUUCACGCCUAUUUCUCGAAGUCCUUAGCGUGGAUAGAGACGAAAAUGCGUAUGAAUACCUCGCAUGAAUACAAUGCUCCAAGGCAUGAGAGCGAGCUCUGGCAUAACUUCUUUUUGCCUUCCCUGAUAUCCCCGUUCUCGCUUUUCCGACGCUUCUGGCCAGUCAUACCUCCUUCCGUUAGGUCAUGCAUCUACGACACUCUAAUCUGCAUCGGCUCUCGAAUAUAUGAACCAGCACUCUCGAUGACUGUCUUCAGGCUACCAUUUAGCUUGUAUUUGCGCCGGGGACCGACGAGCCUGGGAUCAAAAUAUCAUGCUGAAGUCCACACUCUCAACAUGGUAGAGCAAUCAACAAGUAUCCCUGCACCAAGGGCGAUUGAUGUCCUGGAAACCCCUCGAUCCUCUUAUUUGCUCAUGACGCGGGUCCCGGGGCGCCCGAUCGGCCAUUUUCUCAAUACCAUGACCGACGAACAGAUUAAGCAAGCUGUAGAUGAUUUGAAGACAUUUAUUGCUGAGCUGCGGAGGAUUCCUCGCCCCGCGACAGAAUAUCAAAUAUGCAAUUCCCAAGGCGGAGGCUUUCUGGAUUGGCGAAUCCCAGACAGUCAGCGUGGGGAACUACGAUUCGAGAGUGAAGCUGAUUUCAACCGAUACUUGACCGAGCCCUCUGGGGAAAAGGUUCGGGCGGAUGCUGCAAAAUCGCACAAUAUCCGUCACGAUAUCGUUUUUACUCAUGGUGAUUUGAACCCAAGAAACAUUCUUGCAGAAGGGGGCCGGAUAACUGGUAUAGUCGAUUGGGAAAAUGCAGGGUGGUUUCCGGAGUAUUGGGAGUAUUCGAAAAUGCAUUACACCGUCCGGCAUGUGAUGCAUUGGCUUGUUGAUGUUGUUGACAUUGUAUUUGAGGGCUAUCGCGAUGAAUUGCAUGUGGAAAACAUGCUUUCGGAUCUUCUGGGUCCAUUUUAG
This is a messenger RNA of Aspergillus homomorphus CBS 101889, 1608 nucleotides long. RefSeq names its product aminoglycoside phosphotransferase family protein. Bases 7 to 1608 code for a protein of 533 amino acids. The record is from RefSeq and is a predicted model, not a curated record. The transcript has 4 exons. Lineage: Eukaryota; Fungi; Ascomycota; Eurotiomycetes; Eurotiales; Aspergillaceae.